Molecule: messenger RNA, 2069 nt
Organism: Emericellopsis atlantica
Lineage: Eukaryota; Fungi; Ascomycota; Sordariomycetes; Hypocreales; Bionectriaceae
Exons: 2
Coding region: 425-2056 (543 amino acids)
Source: RefSeq, a predicted model, not a curated record
AACGAUAGCCCUCGGUGCAUAGGGAAUUGGAGCCGUACGGCCCGUACCUCAAACUUCGCACCUGCGCACUUCCCCUCACCACGCAGGAACCCUCACGACCGAACAUUUCAGUACGCGCGGGACUCGACGACGCAAUCUUACAGCCAUAGCGCAUCUCGCGUGCAGCCAGCCAGCGAGUAAGCCAGCGCGCCAUCACGGCCAGGCACGAGGCGACGCUGGGCGUUGACCAAGUUGGGCACUCGGAUCCUCCCGACUGGCCGAGCGCAGUUGCUACCCUGAACGCGGACCCUUGUGGGGCCUUGUCUCAGCACAGGAUCUACUGCAAGGGACACAUGCCCUGGUGGCUGCCCGACAUCCAUCUUUAGUUGCUUGCUUUUCUCGUCAGUGCUUCCUAUUCCCACAAGAGUGGCAGGCGCGCGCAAGGAUGCCUGCCAUGCUGGAGGACCCAGCCAGUCCGACUAUCCACCGUCGGUCUGGCGAGGCCCCUUUUCCAGACCCCAACAACCCUCAGCUGCCCGUGGACAUUUCGCCUCGUCAGGUGACGUUGCGCGAUCGCCAGACGGUGGCCACCAUUGUGCCCUAUGCCUCUGCUCAGAAUGUACCUCCCACGUUGCUCGCGUACCUGUGUGACCAGUUCAACAAGGAAAUCGAGGGCGGCGACACCUAUCCCAUGGUAGACACUUUCACCGUGGAAGGCUUUACACAGUACUGGUUCCAGAACAUGGCCGCCAUCAUGCUUCUAGGAAGCUUGGACAGCGCAGAUGAGGUCGUCGAGGGCAAAGACUGGAGUAAAGAGUGUCUGGGGAGCUUCUACAUCAAGCCCAACUAUCCGGGCCGCAGCAGCCAUAUCUGCAACGCAGGGUUUUUAGUCACUGACGCUUCGCGGAAUCGCGGCGUGGGCCGUCUCAUGGGCGAGACAUACAUCAUCUACGCACCACGACUAGGCUACACCUACAGCGUCUUCAACCUGGUGUACGAGACCAAUGUCGUCUCCUGCCGCAUCUGGGAUGCCCUGGGCUUCAAGAGGAUUGGCAGGGUGAAGGAAUGCGGUAAUCUCAAGUCGUACCCGGAUCGACUGAUUGACGCCAUCAUCUACGGCCGUGAUCUCAACCCGGACGAGUCCGAGGAUCUCGUCUCGGAGGAGCGCUUUGACAAGAUCAAGUACUAUCUCAAGUUCAACAAGUACCCGGCCGGGGCUGAUCGCGCGGAGAAGUCUCGGCUGCGCAGCGCGGCGACGCACUACAAGCUGCUCGAGGGCGAUAAGCUGAUGCUCAAGGACAAGGAGGUCAUCUCGGAUCCGCUGCGGCAGUACGCCAUCGCGCGGGAGGUCCACGUGCAGAAUCACGGGGGCAUCAACAAGACCACGGCGACAAUUGCGGAGAAGUACCACUGGAGCCGAAUCAAGGAAACGGUGAGCGAUGUGAUACGCGGCUGCCGGGAAUGCAAGGAGCUGGGGAAAACGACAAACUCACUUAAGAGAGGAGCAGCCGCGUCUAUUUCGGCGCCGAACAGCACAGGGAGUCCGCCUCAGGGGAGGGCUGGCGAGCCUGCACGACCUACCCGGGACACAAUGGAUGUCCUGGCGUUCCAAGACGGAUCGCGGGCCAUGAUGCUGCCUACGUUGUCACAAGACAGCUCCGGUUCCAGUCCAGCGACUGCGAGCUAUGAAGCUGAUUUGGCGUCGAUACAGCCUUCUCAUACUUUGCACGGUGUCGGUGCUGGGCACGACUUACAUGGACAGCAUCACUUGCUGCCUCCACACCAGCAACACCAAUACCAACCCAUCGACCCGCAAAUGAUUGACCAACCUGGCUCUGACGUCAAUUUUGAUCAAUAUCGCGAUGAUAGCCAUGUCGCAGACUUUCAAGCACUGCUCGACGCGACCGAGGACACCAGCACGGACAACGACACAGCAGCCGACGCAGAAGCCGCCGCGGCCGCCGUGGAUCGAGACCUGGACAUGCUGAUAGAACACGACGCGGACGGUGAUGGCGCAGCAGAUACCAAGAGGAACGAGAAGGACGAGACUGGGCUGUACGAUUGGGAUGCGAGAUGAUAACACACGAUAC